This is a messenger RNA of Malassezia pachydermatis, 3108 nucleotides long. Its product is annotated as ccaat-box-binding transcription factor. The transcript is spliced from 2 exons. The record is from RefSeq and is a predicted model, not a curated record. Gene Ontology annotation, cellular component: nucleus. The coding region runs from base 1 to 3108 and encodes 1035 amino acids. Lineage: Eukaryota; Fungi; Basidiomycota; Malasseziomycetes; Malasseziales; Malasseziaceae.
AUGCCGCGCGAUUUUCGGCCUAAAGGCAAGGCCGCCAGUGCGCGUCGUCGAUCUGAUCCGCCCACUCGGCCACAAAAUAAGGGCGAGUCGGACGAUGAAGAUGUAGCAGAGGAUGUCCUGCGUCAGGGCAUUGAAGCGUUGGGCGGUACAGAGGACGACAUUGCCUUGAUCCAAGGCAAAGGCAAGGCGGGUCCUACGCUGACGGAUGCGGAACUCUCUUCGGAGCUUCGUGCGUUUAUGGAACGCGAAAAGUUUCCGUCGACACCGACAGACUCCCUGACCAAACCGACGGCCAAGAAACCAGCUGUGCAUGCGAAAGAGACGUCCAAGCUUAAAGCAGCCAAAGAAACUUCGCGUCCUGAGAAAAGUGCGAAGCCAGAGCGGCCCGCUAAGCCUCAAGCAAUUCUACGUUCCGAGGCGCCACGGAAGCACGUCGUAUUUGGCGGCGACGACGACCAGCCUGCGCCGGCGGUCAAGGCAGGCCUGCGCCUUCUUAUUGAGCCUGUCUCUGACUGGUCCAACAUCAAGUUGCCAGUCCUGGAAGCGUCGCAUGUGCCUUCGCAGGUAGACGAGGCUGCCAUCACGGCAUUGCAUGAGCUUGGCAAGCAGACGCUCGAGUCUGAAAACGAUAUGUACGCUCGCCUUGCCUCUGGUGAAGGAGGAAAGAAUGUCAUUCUCGGCUCGCUCAACUUUUCUGAUCUACAGUUCGCGCGAACAUUGCUCACAUCCAGCAAGGCCAGUACGCUGUCUGAUCGAAUUUCCGCGGUGACGCUGCUCUUGCAGAGCAGUCCGAUUCAUAACCUCAAGGCGUUGGACACGCUUAUGACCAUGGCUGGCAAGCCUGGGCGUGAGGAAGCGAGUCGUGCGACUCGUGCAUUGGCCGACUGGCUGUCCAGUGGGGGUGGUCUAGGCGCUCAGAAACUUCAUUAUUUCCGUGAUCAGCCCCUUUUGGCGAAAGCGGCGGCGGUGUACAAGGCAGGCACGAACGACGCUCUUCGUUUUUGUACCUGUGUAUGGGCCUUUGAGGAUAUGCUGAAGCGUACCUACUUUGCGUUUGUGCAAAUCCUCGAGCGUCAAUCGCAUGACACAUUGCUGUUUAUGCGCCGACAGGCCGUGACGCAAGUGUUUGUGCUGCUGCGUGACAAGGCCGAGCAGGAGCACAACUUACUGCGUCUCCUGACGAACAAGCUGGGUGAUCCUGAUCGCAGUGUGGCGUCGAAGGCCAGCACGCAUCUUAUGGAGCUCAUGCAAGUCCACCCUGCGAUGAAAGCCAUCGUAUUGCGUGAGGUUAGCGAGGAAGUCUUGCGUUCGCAGGUGUCUACGCGCCGCACUGGCAAAGAAGAAACAAAUACCAAAGGCAAUCAGCAUGCGACGUAUUAUGGUGUUUUUACUAUGAACCAGACGCUGUUCACGGCCCAGGAUGCACCGCUGGCGAACGAGCUUUUCACGAUUUAUUUCCAGCUGUUUGAAGUGUGCCUGCAGCAGGAGAAUCCUGAGACGCCAUCCGAGGAUACCGCCAAGCCCAAGGACAAGAAACGCUGGCGUGAUCAGAAGAAGGCGUCCACACCUGCGCACAAGACGGCCAGUGACGUGUAUGGCCGUCUCUUGGCAGGUAUUCUGGCGGGUAUUCGUCGUGUAUUCCCCUUCACGACCCUGGAUACUGAUGCGCUGGACCAGCAUCUUCAUACGCUUUUCCGCAUCACACAUACACAUUCGUUCAACAUUGCCGUCCAGGCCCUGCAGCUCAUUUUCCAAGUGGCGAUCGGCAUUCCGAAAGACGGCGAUACAGCACGAGGCUUUUCGCCCAAGGUCGCUGAUCGGUACUACCGCACGCUGUACGAUUCCAUGCUGGACUCGCGCCUCGCGACAACGAGUAAACAAGCGAUGUACUUGAACCUGGUAUACAAAUCGAUCAAGUCGGACACCGAUCCGGAGCGUGUCAAGGCCAUGGUCAAGCGACUGUGCCAGAUUCUCCAUACGCAAGAGCCGCCGUUCAUUGUCGGUGCAUUGGUCCUGCUCGGUGAGAUUUUCAAGGCCAAGCCAGGUCUCCGUGCGAUGAUCACUGAGCCAGAGGAAGAAGGAACAGAACAUUUUGUCGAUGUACGUGACGACGAGGAUGAGGCGGACGUUUCGCAGGUUGAGACACGCACGACGUCGACCUCUUACGAUGGCCGUAAGCGUGAUCCACGCUUUGCUCAUGCGGGCGAGACAGCGCUUUGGGACUUGCUGCCGUUGGUCCAUCAUUUCCACCCGUCUGUGAGCCUAAAUGCCAAGCAGCUGCUAGAUGGCAUCCCCGUCACAUCCAAUGCGGAUCUGACGCUCAACACACUUAUGCACUUCCUUGAUCGAUUCGUCUUCCGCAACCCGAAGAAGCAUGUGGCCGUGAAGGGCAGCAGCAUUAUGCAGCCCGCGCUCAGUGGCGAUGCGACUGACAAUGUGCUCGUACGCCGCACGAAUGUGCCAUUGUCGUAUGUCAACACGCCCGAGUUCUGGACACUCAGGCCCGAGCUUGUGCCUGCCGACCAGCAGUUCUUCCACCAGUACUUCCAAACGAAAUUAAAGCGCACACAUGCCCCCGCCGAGAAGGACCAUGAGGCGGACUUGGACGAGGUCGCGUCGGACGACGGCAUGCCCGAGGAUGGCGACGACUCGAGUACGGAUGACGACGAGGAGAAAGAGAUUUGGAAGGCUAUGAAGUCGUCUAUGCCAGGUCCUAAAGAAAUGGAAGAGGAGAUUGACGAUGAUCUUGACGACGAUAUACUGGCAGAGUUGGAAGACGAUGAGGACGAGAAAGAGGAGGAUGACGAGGACGAGGAUGAUAUCGAUGAGGACGACGACGGCCAUGUCGACCACGAUGAUUCUGCGACGGACGAUGAAGCGAAUAUGUUCUUGGAAGACGAGGAUGAUUUGGUGCCGUUCACCAACUUUGACGAGGAAGAGGAAGCGGCUGUCGCUGGAAAGAAGCGCAGUGCCGACGAGGCGGCUGAGUCCACCAGCAAAAAGACCGGCCGCACCUCGCAGCGCCGCAAGCGUCGCGCUCUCCCUGAGUUUGCCAGUGCAGACGAAUAUGCACACUUGCUGGAUUCCGACGACGAAGGCAAUUUGUAG